Cydia strobilella is the source of this 2496-nucleotide messenger RNA. RefSeq names its product dentin sialophosphoprotein-like. The transcript has 3 exons. The annotation marks the transcript as partial. Lineage: Eukaryota; Metazoa; Arthropoda; Insecta; Lepidoptera; Tortricidae. The record is from RefSeq and is a predicted model, not a curated record.
AUCUGCAACGAUCUUGACAGCACACGUGUGCAGCACAGUGCAAGUGUUAUUUUAAACUUGCCGCUGCGUGUAUUGGAUCCAAAACCUGCAAAUGCCAUGAAAGCGGAGGAGGAGGACGGGGCGGAGGAGUUACGGGAGGCUCAGGGGGAGGUGGCGGUGAAGGCGGUGGUGGACGAGGAAAGGGCGGAGGCAGGCAAUGAUAAUGGCUGCGUAGGAGAGAGCGGAUCUAACAAAUCUAAUGAUAACGAAUAUUCCGAGUCCAGCAACAAGGGUCACGGGGGAUCUAACAAAUCUACCGAGUCUAGCAACAACGGUCGCGGGGGAUAUAACGAGUCUACCGAGUCUAGCGACAAGGGUCACGGGGGAUCUAACAAACCUACCGAGUCUAGCGACAGUGAUUGCGGGGGAUCUAACAAACCUACCGAGUCUAGCAACAACGGUCGCGGGGGAUAUAACGAGUCUACCGAGUCUAGCGACAAGGGUCACGGGGGAUCUAACAAACCUACUGAGUCUAGCAACAAGGGUCACGGGGGAUCUAACAAACCUACCGAGUCUAGCAACAAGGGUCACGGGGGAUCUAACAAACCUACCGAGUCUAGCAACAAGGGUCACGGGGGAUCUAACAAACCUACCGAGUCUAGCAACAAGGGUCACGGGGGAUCUAACAAACCUACCGAGUCUAGCAACAAGGGUCACGGGGGAUCUAACAAACCUACCGAGUCUAGCAACAAGGGUCACGGGGGAUCUAACAAACCUACCGAGUCUAGCAACAAGGGUCACGGGGGAUCUAACAAACCUACCGAGUCUAGCAACAAGGGUCACGGGGGAUCUAACAAACCUACCGAGUCUAGCAACAAGGGUCACGUGGGAUCUAACAAACCUACCGAGUCUAGCAACAAGGGUCACGGGGGGUCUAACAAACCUACCGAGUCUAGCAACAAGGGUCACGGGGGAUCUAACAUACCUACCGAGUCUAGCAACAAGGGUCACGGGGGAUCUAACAAACCUACCGAGUCUAGCAACAAGGGUCACGGGGGAUCUAACAAACCUACCGAGUCUAGCAACAAGGGUCACGGGGGAUCUAACAAACCUACCGAGUCUAGCAACAAGGGUCACGUGGGAUCUAACAAACCUACCGAGUCUAGCAACAAGGGUCACGGGGGGUCUAACAAACCUACCGAGUCUAGCAACAAGGGUCACGGGGGAUCUAACAUACCUACCGAGUCUAGCAACAAGGGUCACGGGGGAUCUAACAAACCUACCGAGUCUAGCAACAAGGGUCACGGGGGAUCUAACAAACCUACCGAGUCUAGCAACAAGGGUCACGGGGGAUCUAACAAACCUACCGAGUCUAGCAACAAGGGUCACGGGGGAUCUAACAAACCUACCGAGUCUAGCAACAAGGGUCACGGGGGAUCUAACAAACCUACCGAGUCUAGCGACAAGGGUCACGGGGGAGCUAACAAACCUACUGAGUCUAGCAACAAGGGUCACGGGGGAGCUAACAAACCUACUGAGUCUAGCAACAAGGGUCACGGGGGAUCUAACAAACCUACCGAGUCUAGCGACAAGGGUCACGGGGGAUCUAACAAACCUACCGAGUCUAGCGACAAGGGUCACGGGGGAUCUAACAAACCUACCGAGUCUAGCAACAAGGGUCACGGGGGAUCUAACAAACCUACCGAGUCUAGCAACAAGGGUCACGGGGGAUCUAACAAACCUACCGAGUCUAGCGACAGUGAUUGCGGGGGAUCUAACAAACCUACCGAGUCUAGUGACAAGGGUCACGGGGGAUCUAACAAACCUACCGAGUCUAGCAACAAGGGUCACGGGGGAUCUAACAAACCUACCGAGUCUAGCAACAAGGGUCACGGGGGAUCUAACAAACCUACCGAGUCUAGCGACAAGGGUCACGGGGGAUCUAACAAAUCUACCGAGUCUAGCGACAAGGGUCACGGGGGAUCUAACAAAUCUACCGAGUCUAGCGACAGCGAUUGCGGGGGAUCUAACGAACCUACCGAGUCUAGCGAUAAGGGUCACGGGGGAUCUAACAAACCUACCGAGUCUAGCGACAGUGAUUGCGGGAGAUCUAACAAAUCUACCGAGUCUAGCAACAAGGGUCACGGGGGAUCUAACAACUCUGAUGUUGAUUCUAACAACAGCUCAAAGCAGGGAUCUAACUCCGGCAGCAGUAAUGGUAACGAUUCAAGCCAAUCAGCCUCUGAGUGCGACGGCAGCGACAGCAGCGGCAGCAGCGAAUACCUAAGGAAACUCGACCAAAGCGGCAAAUACAGCAAAGGCUCCGAAGAGAAUGCUCAAUUAAAAAGCAGCUCCGGAAGCGGAAAAUCCAUUGUAAACAAAAAUGGAAGCUCAUCUGAUAAAUACAAAUUCAACAACAAUCAGCAAAGCAGCGACAAAAAGGCUUCAGAGAGUGGAGAAAAUCGCUCCAGCGAUUUGGUGUACAAGAAAGUGUCAUCUAACGAUGAUGAUUGUUAG